Messenger RNA from Anoplophora glabripennis (Asian longhorned beetle), 1324 nucleotides. Its product is annotated as transmembrane protein 135-like. The coding region runs from base 30 to 1259 and encodes 409 amino acids. The record is from RefSeq and is a predicted model, not a curated record. NCBI's taxonomy places the organism in Eukaryota, Metazoa, Arthropoda, Insecta, Coleoptera, Cerambycidae. The transcript has 9 exons.
UCGGGAUAUAGGUAUAGCAGAUUCAUGCCAUGUCGGCUAUCAGUAAGGAGUUAUUUUAUAGAAAGAUCGACAAAAAUGCACAUUGCAGUGACUUGCAUUACUGGGAAAGCAGCUGCCUCAAAGCAGUAAUCUCACCUUAUUUUGUGUCUAAUGUAGUCAAAGGAACUGCAAAGUUUUUCUUCCCCAUCUAUUUGUUAAAGCUAAUGAUCAACUACAAGAAAAUAAAAGAUGUAGAAUUUAUCAAAAGUUUAGUCUUAGCAGAAGGUACUGCCAUUUUAUAUGGUGUUGGCUUGGGGUCUUUAGUGAUAGCCACACUUUGCACGCUAAGAAAAAUAUUUGGGAGGAUCCACUAUUACAAUGUGGUCGUUUUUCCUGGAAUAGUCUCCGGUUUAUCCUUACUAAUUGAAACAAAGGAAAAUCAAAUCUUGAACACCCUAAUAUUUUUUAAUUCGUUUGUAGAAACUUUAUUAAAUGAUGUCAACUUUUCGCUCUUCGAAAUAACAGAAACUAGGGAAGUUUUAUUGUUUAUGGCAGUCAGUGCCGUCUUGAUGUAUCUUUUGGAAAACCGAACAAAUGAACUGAACAUGAUAUAUUUUUGGUUUUAUACUCCACCCAGGAGGAAAAUUGUCGAUAAACCUGAUGAGGAAAAAGCCUGCGAUCAUCCCAGCAGCUGUUGGAAGUUUUGGAAAGAUGGAUUCGUGAAAUACUUCUCCUUAGGGUAUCUUGUAAAUGUGGUUCGAGGAGCAAUUCCCAAAAUAGGAAAGUUAGCUAGAAAUCCUCGGACUUUUAUUAAUUUAUUAUUGAGCACAUCCAAUGUUAAAUUUGGCCUAUUCAUAGGUGGCUAUGUGGCGGUAUACAGGAUGUUAACUUGUUACUUACUCAAGUGGGGCAAAAUAAGAAGGAAAUUUCACGGUUUAUUAGCUGGACUUCUUUCUGGAUUAACAUAUGCCAUCUCGCCAAAUAUUCAAGUUGUAGUUGUAGGAAUUACCACAAUUUUACAGAUUCUCUAUGCCAAGCUGAGCGAUAGAUUGAAUAUAAAGAACAACUUUUGGCCACGACAGCUGUUGUAUAUGGUCUGCCAUGGAGUGCUUUUACACAAGAAGAUAUUUUACCCAAACCUUUGUUCUUCGUACUACAGUAAUAUGAUCGACGCCUGUACGAAUAAUGUGAUUCCUCAGAUAUAUGAAAGGAUUAUAUCAAAAUACUUCUUUGAAGAAAUUGGUAGAAAGCACGCCUUCAAGUACAUCGGUAAAGCUUAAUUUUCAAGCGCAAAUUAUUUGUAACGUGUAUGUAAUUAAUAAUGGCAAUAAAAAACAAAAAUAUA